Molecule: messenger RNA, 2734 nt
Organism: Dacryopinax primogenitus
Lineage: Eukaryota; Fungi; Basidiomycota; Dacrymycetes; Dacrymycetales; Dacrymycetaceae
Exons: 12
Cellular component (GO): mitochondrial inner membrane
Source: RefSeq, a predicted model, not a curated record
GGAUGUUAAGGCCGUUAAUCGGCUUAGGUCGGCUGCCACUCGGGCGCGCACGUGUUCGGCCGUUCCUCUCGGGAAGGCUCUUUUUGCGGGGUGAGACGACCCUUGUAGAGAGCACAGAUGUGGUCAAGAACGAGGGGUUGCCAGACGUCCCUCAUCUGGAACCCCCGGGGAGGAAAGACGCGUGGUUAUAUGUCUCCGGAGUAUUUCCGAUCCGGUUCGCUUGGUGGGAUAUACGAUACCUCAUCGCUCGCGUCGAAAAAGAAGACAUCAUCGACCAGAUCACAGCACUGAUAAACGACUGCACCGCACAUAACUUCCAGGUGCUCGAGGUCGACGCAGCGCAGAAAGACGGUGGCGUGUUCGUACACUUUCAGUAUGAUGCACCUGCUCAGGGGAGAGGGGACGACUUUGAGAGACUGAAGGAGAUUGAGCAGGGAGUGAGGGACGAGGUGGAUAGGCGCGGGGGGCUCCCGACUUGGAAGAGGAUUGGGAUGGGGCAUGUGUGGCUCGUUAGGGGCAAGCCGUGGCGCGAGGACCUGUAUAGGUUUCCUAGCCAGUUGCUAAGAGUAGAGUUCGACGGGCCCGAUGUGGACCACGAGUCGCUGUACGACAUUUUGCGUCCCUACGGUCGCAUAGCGGAAAUGACCACUCCCACCCCCGUCCCCGCAGGCUCGCUCCGCUCCUCCCUUAUAGUCUUCACCCACACGCACAGCGCCACACUAGCCCGCAACUGCCUGCACGGCGUCUACGUCGCUCCGCACGCGCAUGACCUAGGAGCCAUACACGCCUUUCCCCCAGAUGGGAAACUCACGAGACUCAGGAUGGUAUACGAGCGCGCGAUAAAGGAACAUCUGAUUAGGGACUGGAUAAGUAACCACCCGAGGAUCGCCCUUCCUGUGGCUGCGUUUUUGCUCGCUACGCUGACAUACACGAUAUUCGACCCCGUACGCGCGUGGUUUGUGGAAGCGAAAGUGCUGGACUGGUUCGACUACCGAAACUACUCUGCCUUCCGUUGGCUCAGAAGGAAUACGAUUGAGCGUCUCCCGUUUGACAUGUCCGGCAACGCCCCCGCUGCCAUGCCUAGUGCUAGCAGCGCCUGGAGGGAAAGGGAGGACGCGGCGAGCGCUAUCAAAGCGUUCCUCAGCGAGCAGCCAUCGAACUUCGCCCUCGUGAGCGGACCGGAAGGCAGCGGGAAAUCAGUGAUGAUCCACCACGCACUCUCCACGGGCCAUCGGCAUGCGCUCAUCAUCGACUGUGCAGAACUAUGCAAAGCUUCGUCGGACACGGCGCUCGUCUCCGAGCUGGCGAAGCAAACUGGCUACUGGCCGGUAUUCGGCAUGUUUUCUUCUCUCAAUAACCUCCUUGACCUCGCUUCCGUUGGCCUCAUAGGCCAGAAAGCGGGUUUCAGCACCUCCGUCGAGCAGCAGAUGAAGCAAGUCCUCGAAGUGGUCGGCAAGGGGCUAGAGCAAGUAUCGAAGUACCAUAAAGCCCAAGUGGCGCGGAAGAACGAGUAUGCGCAGUGUAAGGUAGAAGAGCGCGCUUUGGAAGCGGAGAGAAAGGAACUGAUUCGUAAGGGGGUGUGGCAUGAUGGGAGGUUGGACUGUGUUGCUGGGAAUGGGGUGAUGUGCGAGCUUGGAGUGGGUGAUGAGCCGAUGCGAGAGGAGGAUUAUUCCCCUCUCCCCCCUUCUUCUUCCACCACGGCGGCCACCGCUGUUCAGCCCCAAGAAAAACAAGAAGGGGAAGAAGGGAAGAAGAUUGAGGAAGAGGUGCAGGACAUCACUGCUCUCCCCGUGGUGGUGAUGAAGAACUGGGCUCUGAAAGGAGCGAAGAAAGACCAGUUGUGGGACGUCCUCUCAGGAUGGGCAGCAGCGCUUGUCGAGAAUAAGGUCGCCCAUGUGGUGUUCGUUUCCGAUAACUCGAGUGCGCCGAAGAACCUUGCUCGGGCGCUCCCGUCAAAGCCGAUAUCGACUAUCGCACUGACGGAUGCUACGGCAGAGAGUGCCCUAGGAUUCGUUACUGAAAAGCUGAAGGAGGCGGGGGUCAAGGACGGCUUGACAGAUCAGGACUGUAUCGAAGUCCGUCGUUUGGGCGGGCGGCUAACAGACCUCGAAUCCUUCGUGUACAAAGUCCGGAAUGGCCAGACCAUCUCCGAGGCUGUGGAGGAUAUCAUCUCCCGUAACGUCGCUGAAGUGCGGAAGAACGCCUUCGGGGACGACGCGGAGGACGCGAAGAAUCUUCCUUGGACGACGGAGCAGGCCUGGAGCAUCUUCCGACGGCUGGCUAAGCAGGACGAGAUUCCAUAUGCGGACGUCCUCCUGGAGUACCCGUUCAAGGGGAACGAGACGGCGCUCAGGGAGUUGGAGCAUGAUGAGUUUAUCAGUGUUACCCAAGUGAAUGGCCGACCGCAGCGUAUCAGGGCUGGAAAACCGGUGUAUUAUUCUGUGUUCCAACGGCUCACGAGCGAUAAGAUCUUCUCCGCAAUGCAGGAUUUCUCCUACAACGAGCGGGCGAUAGCAGCAGCAGAGACGACGAUCAAAGCUGCUGAACAGGAGCUGAACACGCUUACCAACAUCGGGUUGAACACGGGCAAGGGAUGGCUUGGUGCUAGUGGGCUGGAAAGUCGGGCGGAGUACCUUUUGAAGAAGAUUCAAGACAAUGAGCGGAAGGUGGAACACUUGGAAGCGCAGAAUAACAAGUUGAAGAUGGUAUUCAAGGAGGACUAGAACGUAUGGAC